AUGCUUUGUCAACCAGCCAUCGCCUCCAUGUCUCUUGGACGGGCUUGCGCGCAUGGCAUGCCGGCGAAAUUAGAUGAGGCUGCCCGCCAUGGAUUCGACAUCGAACUCUUCCACGAGGAUCUUCUCAGCAUAGCUGAGCUAUUACCCGGAGGACCGACACCGCAUAAUCAGAUCAAAGCCGCCGAAGAGUUGCGUUCAAUGUGCGAUGAUCGAGACAUUUCAAUAAUGUGUCUGCAACCGUUCAUGCAUUACGAAGGCUUGAGAGACCGACUCAGACAUGAUGCACGGAUUGUCGAAAUGAAGUUGUGGAUUCAACUAGCGCAGCUGUUAGGAACAAAUCUGAUCGCUAUCCCUUCUUCAUUCUUAUCGGUCGAAGAGGCUAGCGGCGACCUCGACCUGAUCAUCCGAGACUUACAAGAGAUCGCAGACUUAGGACGUCCUGCUGGCAUGCAAUUCUCGUACGAGGCGUUAUGCUGGGGUACGUACGUCGAUCAUUGGGAGCAAAGCUGGGAUAUCGUGCAAAGAGUGGAUCGACCAAAUUUUGGAUUGUGUCUCGACACUUUCAACAUCUGCGGACGAGUAUAUGCGGAUCCAGCAUCGCCGUCGGGCAAGACACAUAACGCCGAUCAAAAGCUUGCGGCCUCAAUACAACGGCUUGUGGCGACCGUCGAUGUCAAUAAGAUUGCCUUUGUUCAGGUCGUCGAUGCUGAACGCCUACACGAACCACUCGUGAAGGGCCACAAAUAUUUCGACACAACACAACCAGCGCGGAUGAGCUGGUCAAGAAACUGUCGACUUUUUUACGGUGAAGAAGAUCGUGGGGCAUACUUACCUGUGUACGAAGUCCUUCGUGCCAUCAUUGUUGAUCUCGGGUAUCGGGGAUACGUCAGCGCAGAGUUAUUCAGCAGGACUCUCUCAAGAGCCGACCCCAACGUACCGCGUGACCAUGCCUCGAGAGCCGCUAAAUCAUGGGACAAGAUCGUGGCCGACUUUGACCUAGACACCGAAAUGCCACAGUCAUUCAGCUCACGCGUCAUCGAGCAGCCUCGAGCUCUAUUGUGA
Dissoconium aciculare CBS 342.82 is the source of this 1062-nucleotide messenger RNA. RefSeq names its product 3-dehydroshikimate dehydratase. Lineage: Eukaryota; Fungi; Ascomycota; Dothideomycetes; Mycosphaerellales; Dissoconiaceae. The transcript has a single exon. The record is from RefSeq and is a predicted model, not a curated record. The coding region runs from base 1 to 1062 and encodes 353 amino acids.